AUGGAUACCGCCAUUGACCUCUCCGAUGCCUCAAAGGCCUUGGAUCUAGAUAAUAUCCGUUUUCAACUGAUUCGACUCGAAGACACAAUCAUCUUCCACCUAAUCGAACGAGUACAGUUCCCAUUGAACGCUUCCAUUUACGACCCUAUCGCUCUGCCGGUGCCUACGAGUAACCUCGCACUCCCUCCCAACAUCUCCCUGGCUGAUUACCUCCUCUCUGAAACCGAGCGCCUGCAUUCCACUGUGCGCCGAUAUGAUGCCCCGGACGAAUACCCUUUCUUCCCGCAAGUCCUACAGCGACCCAUGCUUCAGCCGAUAAAGUACCCAAAACUUUUGCACGACAAUGAUGUCAAUGUGAACGACAUCAUCAAGGAGAAAUACAUCAAAGAGGUAUUGCCUGAAGCCUGUCGUAAGUUUGGGCGUGAGGAUCGGGGCGAGACUAAGGAGAACUACGGAAGCGCUGCAACUUCUGACGUGGCCUGUUUGCAGGCCUUGAGCAGGCGGAUUCAUUUCGGAAAGUUUGUGGCUGAAAGCAAAUUUCGAGCGGAAACCGAAAGAUUCGUGAAGCUCAUCAAGGCUGAGGAUCGGGCGGGAAUCGAUGCCGCCAUCACCAAUGCAAAGGUCGAGCAACUGGUCCUUGAGAGGCUGCGACUGAAGGCCAGAACGUACGGCAAAGACCCUUCGGUUGGCAGCACCAAUACUGCUGGUGGAGAAGAGAAGCUCGAUGUGGAGGCGGUCGUGAAGAUGUAUGCCCAGGUAGUCAUUCCCUUAACCAAGGUGGUCGAGGUAGAAUAUUUGAUGCAGAGGCUGAAGGGCACUCAAUGGGAAUGA
Messenger RNA from Capronia epimyces CBS 606.96, 831 nucleotides. RefSeq names its product chorismate mutase. Gene Ontology annotation, molecular function: chorismate mutase activity. Gene Ontology annotation, cellular component: cytoplasm. The transcript has 2 exons. The coding region runs from base 1 to 831 and encodes 276 amino acids. The record is from RefSeq and is a predicted model, not a curated record. Gene Ontology annotation, biological process: aromatic amino acid biosynthetic process; chorismate metabolic process. NCBI's taxonomy places the organism in Eukaryota, Fungi, Ascomycota, Eurotiomycetes, Chaetothyriales, Herpotrichiellaceae.